AAAAGGCAGAAAAACCAGUGGUACAUAUUGUCUCAGGAACCAUGUGGAUCAGAGGGCUCUUUCAUUUUGUUCCUGAAUGCUUCUAACUAAAACCAUCAACAAACCAGUGACAGAAAAAAUGGUUGGUGAUUAAACAGAAAGAAAAAAUAACACAAAACAAAAGUAGCAUUAGGAUAGGAAGCAUGCAAAUGGCAAUUUCAUUAAGAGGAGGAGCACUUGGAGAUCCCAGCUUUCGUUUGUGUUCAUUAAACUCAACUUCUUCUUUGCAUGUUUCCCAGAAUGUUGUGGUACCCACCUCAUCAUCAUCAUCACCAGUGCUACCUUUGAUUGCAUGCAAAAUUAAAACAGCCAGUAGAAGCAAGAUCAUCUGCUCUGCUGUUCAGGAAUCAUCUCCUAGUACAUCAGCUACCACUGAAACAAAGGAGGAGGAGGUAAAGGCAGCUCCAAAAGCUGCUGCAGAAAAGAAGCCUCCUGCUAAAGCUCCAGUAAAGCCUCUACCUCAGAUGAUGGAGGAGGAUGUGAUCCCUUCAUUGAAAGAAAUAUUUGAAGCCCAGGAAGAUCUUUCUGAUAUUGAGCUAGUCUUUCAGGACAAUAAGUUAGAAGGUUCCUUUUUGAAGAAAGGCAAUCCCUAUUUAUUUUGGGCCUUCUUCCCCACCGGAAACCUUACUGGUCCAAAGGGGUUUUCUAUAUCAUCCUAUAACUCAGGAGCAAGCACUGUUGAGCCAUUUCUUGUUGACGAAAAGAAAAUUACAGCUAAACACAUUGUCUUCUGGGUUGAAAAACGUUUGGCAGCACAGGGGAUCAUUCCUGUUUGGAAAGAUUAGUAUGUCGAAAAUAAAAUUUCAUUUUGGUUGCAAAUGAUGUAGCAUACAGCUCAAUAUUCUCGUCAUUUGGUUUAAUGAACAUGAUAUAAACAGUGUUCUGUUGAUGGAUAUGCAAUUAAUUGUAUAUGUUUUUUACGAGCAUUUGCUAUUAAUGCAAAUAUUCUUUUCCAUCA
This is a messenger RNA of Lotus japonicus, 997 nucleotides long. RefSeq lists its product as uncharacterized. Lineage: Eukaryota; Viridiplantae; Streptophyta; Magnoliopsida; Fabales; Fabaceae. The transcript has 5 exons. Bases 183 to 824 code for a protein of 213 amino acids. The record is from RefSeq and is a predicted model, not a curated record.